CUUCCUUGUAGCUGAGGCUCAUAUGACUGCAGCACAGCCAUGGGGAGGAUGGUUGCUCUAACUCUGAUAACUUUUUUUGGAGCAAUAAUAUGUUGUUCCUGGACAAAAAGCAUACCAAACGCUCCAACUCCAAACAUUAUCAUCAUGCUCAUGGAUGACAUGGGCUGGGGGGACUUGGGGGUGUUUGGCCAGCCUUCUAAAGAGACCCCCAAUCUGGAUGCCAUGGCAGCUGAAGGCAUGCUCCUACCAAACUUCUACACUGCCAACCCACUGUGCUCCCCCUCUCGAGCUGCACUUCUCACCGGGAGGCUGCCCAUCAGAAAUGGUUUCUACACUACUAACGCCCAUGCCAGAAAUGCAUACACACCACAGGAGAUAGUAGGAGGUAUAUCCAAGGAUGAGAUUUUGUUACCCCAGCUGCUGAAGACAAAGGGCUAUGUCAGCAAGAUAGUUGGCAAGUGGCACCUGGGCCACAGACCACAGUAUCUUCCUCUGAAGAACGGUUUUGAUGAAUGGUUUGGUUCACCAAACUGCCACUUUGGCCCUUAUAACGACCAGUCGAAACCCAACAUCCCUGUCUACAACAACUCUGAGAUGCUCGGCAGAUUCUAUGAGGACUUUAAGAUUGACAGAAAUACUGGAGAGUCAAACCUCACACAGAUCUACCUGAUGGAAGGUCUUGACUUCAUACUUCGUCAAACUAAAGCUCAGCAGCCCUUCUUCCUCUACUGGGCAGUCGAUGCCACUCACGCCCCCGUCUAUGCCUCCAAACGCUUCUUAGGGAAGAGCCAGCGAGGCCGCUAUGGCGAUGCGGUGAUGGAGCUGGACUACAGCAUCGGUCAGAUUUUGAAGUGGCUGCGAACUCUUGGUAUUGACAAUAAUACCUUUGUCUUCUUCACCUCGGACAACGGUGCAGCUGUUAUGUCUGGCCCCAAUGAAAGUGGCAGCAACGGACCCUUCCUCUGUGGGAAGGAGACCACCUUUGAGGGAGGCAUGAGGGAGCCUGCCAUUGCUUGGUGGCCUGGGCACAUCAAAGAAGGCUCAGUGAACUUCCAGUUGGCCAAUGUCAUGGACCUGUUCACCACUAGUCUGGUUCUCGCUGGCAUCAACCCUCCUGAUGAUCGAAUCCUAGACGGACUGGACCUAACACCUGUUUUGCUCAACUCCUCCCAGCCACUCAAAAACAGGCCAAUAUUUUAUUACCGUGGGAAUGAACUGAUGGCUGUGAGGCUUGGACAAUACAAAGCACACUACUGGACCUGGAGCAACUCAUGGGAGGAGUUUAAAAAGGGCAUAAACUUCUGUCCAGGUGAAGAGGUGCCAAAUGUGACUACUCACGAGCAGAAGGAGCACACACUCCAGCCACUCAUUUUCCACCUGGGGCGGGAUCCUGGAGAAAAGUUCCCUCUCAGUGUUCUGUCUAAGGAGUACCAGGACGCUCUGAGCAGGAUAUCUGCAGUUGUGCAGCAGCAUAAAGACACUCUGGUGCCCGGCAUUCCCCAGCUCAACAUGUGUGACAUUGCAGUGAUGAACUGGGCCCCCGCUGGCUGUGAGAAGUUGGGAAAGUGUCUGAAACCGCCCGAGUCUAACCCCUGGAAGUGCGACUGGCCACACUGAGAGCACUGUACUGGACUAGACGCCAACAUGAGGAACUAAAACCUGAAGAUGUGCCAAGCCAUAGAAUAGGACACAGCCUCUGUGUGUAAAGGAAUGUAUUUUUGAACUCUCUGUGUUUUUGUACAAUGUUUAAAGAAAAGAACAUUCAGUCAAAUCAGGGAAAUAUGUUUGCAAACACGACUGCAGUUAUUUUUAUAUCUGUGUGUUUUAAUGAGCCAAUUCUAUUUCAACUUGCUAUGAAACGGAAGAAAGACAGAUUUUAUUGGUGUAGAUCAAGGAUGCCAAACUCAUUUUACAUUGUGAGCCACAUACAUCCCACCUUAAUUUGAAGUGAGCCAUACCAGUGAAACUUCCCUUUCUGUCUUUAAUUACACAUUUAAUCCUUGAGAUAUCUUAAUAUGAGCAAUGGAAGUGCAAUUUCAGCAGCGUUUAUCAGGUUUUUUUCUACGUGGUAAAGAAAUGCUGCUCAAGUUAAUGAAAGAAAUCUGUCAGCACUCUUACACUGUAAGAAAUAAAUUGUACGGGCUUAAAUUGUGAGAAAUAAAGGUGUAAAAUUGGAUGUAAAAAGAAAA
Oreochromis niloticus (Nile tilapia) is the source of this 2189-nucleotide messenger RNA. RefSeq names its product galactosamine (N-acetyl)-6-sulfatase (gene galns). The transcript has 14 exons. Lineage: Eukaryota; Metazoa; Chordata; Actinopteri; Cichliformes; Cichlidae. The record is from RefSeq and is a predicted model, not a curated record. The coding region runs from base 40 to 1617 and encodes 525 amino acids. Gene Ontology annotation, molecular function: N-acetylgalactosamine-6-sulfatase activity; arylsulfatase activity.